Aureobasidium subglaciale EXF-2481 is the source of this 933-nucleotide messenger RNA. RefSeq lists its product as uncharacterized. NCBI's taxonomy places the organism in Eukaryota, Fungi, Ascomycota, Dothideomycetes, Dothideales, Saccotheciaceae. The record is from RefSeq and is a predicted model, not a curated record. The coding region runs from base 1 to 933 and encodes 310 amino acids. The transcript has a single exon.
AUGGAGGAGAGUGAUGAGUAUACGGUCCAUGGUAAUGCCCGCGACCACGAAGAACCAAACUUCCGCCGUCACAGCCACUCGAGUGACUUGUCAAAUCCUGGGCAAAGCACCAUCGCCGAUGCCCUCUCCGUCGCCGAACUCUACGUCUUCAGCUACGGUGUCGCCGUCUUUUGGAACUUUACUGCACAUCAAGAGAAGGACAUCCUGGCCGACCUGACCUUCAGCAGCUCCUCAAAUAUCCCGACAAAGCUUAGCACUACUUCUACGCCAGCACUGACCAACCCUCUUGGACUUGUAUCACGACCGCUCAGUGAAGCCGACUUCGAGACCGAGGACUUCCAUUUCGAGUACAACGCCGACAUCGACAAGCCCCGCAUAUUCAACGACAUGAUCACACUACGUACAAGCGACCACAUGAUUAAGCUGGCUAUGAGCCAUGCUAUCUCACAGUCGACUAAACUCAGCUACUUUGAGGAGCGUAUGCAGCGUACCAUGUCUGAGGCUCAAUACGUACCUCGUAAGCUUGCUCUAGAAGGCCGCCUUGGUAUGAGCCGCAGUCAAGUUGUCAGUCUUGUUGGCAAGCUCUUCCAAGGUCGUGUCGAUGUCAACCUCAGCUCCAACAUGCUUGACACACCAAACUUCUUCUGGGACAGUGAACCAACGCUAUUGCCGCUCUACGCCGCCGUUCGCGAAUAUCUCGAGAUCAAGCCUCGCAUCCAAGUCCUCAACGAACGCUGUAAAGUCUUCUUGGACCUUGCCGAGAUUCUAUCAGACGCAAUCGCCGACACCAAGAUGACCAAGAUCACAUGGAUCGUCAUCGUACUGAUUGUCAUAUCAAUCUUGGUCACCUGUUCAGAAGUCAUUCUGAGAUUUGCCAUCUUGAGCAAGGGUGAAGGAAAUGGUGCUGCGAUGCCGAGUCCGAAAGAGCUUUGA